AUGGCCUCUCCCUUCUUCUUCAUCAAAAAGAAGGAUGGCUUGCUACGCCCUGUCCAGGACUAUUGCAAGCUCAGCGAGAUGACCGUGAAGAAUCGUUACCCGCUACCGCUUAUCCAAGAGCUUCUCGACAAGCUCAAGGGUGCCCGCUACUCCACCAAGUUGGACGUUUGCUGGGGAUACAACAACGUGCGCAUUAAGGAGGGCGACGAGUGGAAGGCUGCAUUCCGUACCAACAUGGGUCUCUUCGAACCAACCAUCAUGUUCUUUGGCCUCACCAACUUGCCCGCCACGUUCCAGGCCAUGAUGAACGAGCUCGUCCGUGACCUCCUUCAUGAAGGCAUCGUUGUUGUCUAUCUCGACGACAUCCUCAUCUUCACCAAGACACUCGAGGAACAUCAGUGUGUCACACACGAGGUUUUACGCAUACUACGGGAGAACAAGCUUUAUCUCAAGCCUGAGAAGUGCGAGUUCGAGCAAACCAAAAUCGAGUACCUGGGCAUGAUUGUUGAGGAGGGACACGUUCGCAUGGAUCCUGCCAAGGUCAAGGCCGUUGCCAAGUGGGCUGUCCCAACGCGCAAAAAGGAGCUACAGUCAUUCCUAGACUUCUGCAACUUCCACCGCCGCUUCAUCAAGGACUUCAGCCACGUCACUCGCCCGCUCCAUCGCCUUACCGGAGACGUCCCUUGGGAAUGGGGCGUUGAACAGCAGCUCGCCUUCGAGGAACUCAAGCUGCGCAUAACAUCCAAGCCCGUGCUUGUCAUCCCAGUCGACAACUUCCCGUUCAGAGUUGAGGCCGAUGCCUCUGACUUUGCAACAGGUGCAGUACUCUUACAGAAGGCCACAGACGGAAAAUGGCACCCCGUGGCCUACUUCUCCAAGUCGCUAAGCGAGGCCGAACGCAACUACAAGAUCUACAACAAGGAGCUUCUCGCCAUCAUGCUUGCGCUAGAGGAAUGGUGCCAGUACCUCUUGGGCGCCCACCACAC
This is a messenger RNA of Peniophora sp. CBMAI 1063, 986 nucleotides long. The record is from the annotation of a GenBank genome assembly. Lineage: Eukaryota; Fungi; Basidiomycota; Agaricomycetes; Russulales; Peniophoraceae.